AUGCGUGUGCAUGCCUUAGUCGAUUUUCCACCAUCAAACGAAUACCCGAGAUCUGAUCAGCAACUUCUUAUUGGAGCUGGUAAUGCCGUCGCUUUAGUGCUGACUGAAUUAGAUCAACAUGAUGAUUUAAUCGACUUUUUUAAUGAGAUAGUUAAAUUUAUAAAAGACUAUAUCGAUGAACAUAAUCAACGUAAUGAAUCAUUAACAGUAUUUUAUGUUAAAAAAGUUAUCCAUAUUAUUACAAAGAUAAUUGUUUAG
Molecule: messenger RNA, 258 nt
Organism: Rotaria sp. Silwood2
Lineage: Eukaryota; Metazoa; Rotifera; Eurotatoria; Philodinida; Philodinidae
Source: the annotation of a GenBank genome assembly